Molecule: messenger RNA, 862 nt
Organism: Darwinula stevensoni
Lineage: Eukaryota; Metazoa; Arthropoda; Ostracoda; Podocopida; Darwinulidae
Source: the annotation of a GenBank genome assembly
UGGAACUUCACUGACACGUUGGUACUGGCGUGAAGUCCUCACCUGUGUAUGCUUGUUACAUAUAUCUUCGCAGAUGUCUAAUGCACUGUUGCGAAAGGCACUCCAGACCUUUGAAUCUGAAGAAACCAGCACCAAGAGUGGGAAAAAAACGAAAUCAGGAAAAAUAAAACGGAAGAAGGCAGAGGCAGACAAAAAGUCUGCAGCAAAAAGAACUCUGAAGAUUCUCAAGGUGCUCUCAGCGAAACCGAUCUCACAAGAAGCAGCCUCUCGGGUGUUGGAAUCAUAUAGAGGGAAGCUUGCAAAAGACCAACCUGCCAAGCUGUCUCAGGAGGAGCAGUCUGUGUUCACAGAAGAAGACUUCAAUAAUGGAAAGACAUCUCUUGCCCACCGUCUCCUACUUGGCCUUAGCAACUGCAAGUGCUUCUCACAAGAUGACUAUUAUUACAAGGAGGACUCAGGGAAACUCAUCUUCUUACCUGAGCUCAACCAGUUCAACUGGGAAACCCUCUCUGCUCUGGACAUGGAUAAAAUGACAUCAGAUGUCCAAGAAGCAUUAUUGAAGCCUUUUAGUAUAAUUGUUGUGGAGGGUUUCACAAUCCUGAAUCAUCCUCCUCUGAGGGAACUCUUCAACCUCAAAUAUUUUUUUACUCUUCCAUACAAGGAAUGCCUACGUCGCAGACAGAGCCGCAUUUAUAACACACCUGAUCCUCCCUCUUAUUUUGAUCUCAUCUUAUGGCCACACUACAGGAGGCACCUUGGAGAAGUGACUCACCUAAAAGACAUCACCUUCCUUGAUGGUUCCAUUGGUCUUGCAUCUCUAUUCCAUGUGAUAAUGUCUGAUGUAAAUCAGAGAAUAAACUAG